This is a messenger RNA of Cylicostephanus goldi, 123 nucleotides long. The record is from the annotation of a GenBank genome assembly. NCBI's taxonomy places the organism in Eukaryota, Metazoa, Nematoda, Chromadorea, Rhabditida, Strongylidae.
AUGGGUAACGAUCCCAUCCCUGUGCAGUAUCUCAGGUCGAUGGCGAACCCUGGCUCCAACCGCCUGGUAUCAUGCAGAUUGUCCACAAAAAUCGCGCACAGUUGCUGGUACGAAACGCUGUAA